AUGCAUGUGUCUGCAAUGAUAAGAUGGAGAAGUAGGAGAGGAGAUAAAAGGACGAUGCUUACCACUGCUCUUGACGGUGUUUUCCAGCAGCUUGCGAAAUCAGAAGAAAAGGGGGAACCACCUUCCGAUUCUGUUGUCAAAAUUGCUUCACGCUUUGCAGGGCAAUUUUGCCAAACCUGGUUUUUAGGCAGAUUGAAGAAGAAAUUGAAGGAAAUUCGGGGGAUUUUAAAGAGGAGCCGUGGCUUUUCCCAGACGUUGCGAGCGGUUUCUCUGAGCGAAACCGACCGGCAGUUAUGGAGGAGGCCUCCCCGCGAUUUCUUGUUCUCCAAAGGAUAUCUAGACCUGGGUGUGAGAGGGAACCAGCAAAACCGAAAAGGGGCAACCAGUUUUGGGAACUCGUGCGCACAAAAGGGAGAAGUCAGAGAAUGA
Molecule: messenger RNA, 429 nt
Organism: Prunus armeniaca (apricot)
Lineage: Eukaryota; Viridiplantae; Streptophyta; Magnoliopsida; Rosales; Rosaceae
Source: the annotation of a GenBank genome assembly